AUGGAAGCGGCAGUGUUCAUUCUGUCACUUGUCGACUGCUGUGCACUGAUUUUCCUUUCGGUCUAUUUUAUUAUCACUCUAUCGGAUUUAGAAUGUGAUUACAUCAAUGCCAGAGCCUGCUGUUCCAAACUGAACAAAUGGGUCAUUCCAGAGAUGAUUGGUCAGUGUCUUUCCACGAUGCUGAUGUUGGUCUCCAUGCACUGGUUUAUUUUCCUGCUCAACCUGCCAGUAGCAGCUUGGAAUAUUUACAGGUAUGCCAAGGUCCCAAUGGGCAACAUGGGGGUGUUUGACCCCACUGAGAUCCACAACCGGGGUCAGCUCAAGUCCCACAUGAAGGAGGCCAUGAUUAAACUGGGCUACCACCUGCUCUGCUUCUUCAUUUACUUGUACAGCAUGAUCCUGGCUCUGAUCAACGACUGAAACGCCCGGAGAGCUCUUCUCUCACCCCAGCUGCCAAAUUUAGACUCCUACAAACUCCUGGAUUUGCUGGUUUUUCUUUUUUUUCCACUUUCAUCCUGAACUGUAUGUAUAAAACCUUUCAAAACAGCAGUGCUGAGCAGAGUUCACAUGUUCACCUGUGUUGUCACAAAGCUAAAACUGAUCUUAACCCUGUUCGCAGCUAGUGCUAACAUCCAACAUCCAACCCUGCUAGAAAUUAAUGUGAAUUUUCAAAGAGAUAAAUACAAUAAUCUGAUCUUAUUAGUUUCUUAGCUAUUUAGACAAUGAGCAAUGUUUUGGAAAGCUUAUCAGGUCAAUUGUUAAAAGGUACAGAUGAUAACAUUCAUGUUGAGUGGAAAUCACUACACAUGCACCUCAUGAUUUAUAUAAAAUCAUCACAAUAUGCAACAUAUUCCCUUCAGGGUCUUAUUACAAAAUAGAGCUGGAACAUUUUUUUUCAAGUUAUUACAUAAUGAGGUAUUUUUUAUAUGAUAUUAAUGUUAGUACCAGCUGUGAGCAGGGCUUUAGACCUAAACUAAUAUUCACUUAAAUGCCAUUUCACAAAAUAAGAAAUCUAAAAAAACAAAACUUCAUUAAGGUGACUUGAAGAGUAACUGAACAACACAAAGCUGUAAACACACUAAGUAAUGAUCACAUCCUGGGGUACAAUAAAUACUGAGAUGUUAAACCCCUGUAGGUCUUCAGAGAGAGGCCUUUAGGAGUUGUGAAGAUAUGUUGUUUUUAAUCUUUGCCUGAAAGAAUAAGAUUAAAUAUUUUUUGCAUUCAGAUGUUUACAAGACUAUAUGAGUAGUUUUAUUGUAAAUGCCAUGUGCCUGCAGCUUCUAUAUCACUGUAAAUGUGAGUGAGAGUCUUAAAUUUUCCUUCAUUUUGGAGAUUGAACAGUGCAAAAACAGCCCUGUUAUGGGUGCGUUGAGUCCCAGUGUAAGAGAGUUUUACAGCCAAAUCACAAACAGUUCGUUAAAAAUUAUAAGUGUUCUUCAAGGCUGAGCAGUGGCUUUCUAUGUUGGUAUGACACCAGACAAAAGACAAUGGCUGUAUGUUUUAGGAAAUGACUAAGAAGAUGGAAGAGGACUGGUGUAAUUUGGAUUAAACAUGAAAAAUCGGCAGUGUUUUUAAUUAAAAAGCCUUUUUGAGCCAAUGGAAAGUGCACCACGCCUUCUCACAUACAUAGAUAAUUUUGAAGAUUUGGUAAAAUAGUCUCCAAUGAAACUAAUUUGUAUGAACUGCUGGACUGUAUUUACCACCCACAUAUGUACAGUUGGCUUUUCCUAGAGUUCAAUAUGACGUUUCUCAGAUGGAAUAGAAGGCUCAGUUAUCAAACCCACUUGGUGCAGAUGUUGCCUUUUGCUGUGGUUUUUCAUCAGUUUAUUAAAUGCUGAUGUGCAGGGUUUGGUUUCUCACUUCAAGUUUCAAUAGGCCUGUUGUUUUGCUUUUCGCGUCAGGAUCUAAACUAAACGCUCUGACAUGCCCACUGGACUGUUGGUGUGUGCGUUUGUCCUGCAUCAUUAGCUCUGAUCAGCCUUACUGAAGCAGCUGUUCAGCCUAUUCAGCACGUCGAGGCUGUGUUCGACGCAGCGAGUGAGUGUUGGCCUGUCUAACCUGCAGUUCUUUGCCUUUUUCUUCUUCCACAUCAGCCCAUCACGGUAUAGACAUGCACGGCAGCUGCCUGUUUACUCGUUUAGUUUAACUUUUGCAAAAGAUUGUAAGGCCCUACUUGUUUAAAGACAUUUUUUAAUUAAAUCUUUGGUUUAUGAUGUGAUGUUGAUAUUUGUUGCGUUUACAUGGAUUCCAAUAGUCCACCUCAAUCAGAAGACACAGGUCUCAUUUGAAGGAAUUUUAAUCAAAUUCAGAGGGUUGAUCUGCCCAAUAGCAACAUAUUAGUAGCUAAUAACCAUAAACCCUUAGUCUGGUUGUAAUAAAUGUAUUCUUUCCAUUUAUCCCACAUGAGGGCAAUAUUAGGUUAGAUUUUUUGGCAAAAAUCAAUCCAAAUUAAAGUGAAAUCAAUGCGGAGACAUCAAAACUAAUUAAAUGAACUUAUUUUAAUGCCUUGUCCCUAUUUACCCCCUCUAAAAAUUAUUGUUUUAAAGCCAUUAGAUUUAAUUUUGAUAUUGCUUUUCCAAAUUUGUGUGCACAGGUAUGUAAAAAAAAAUAUAUGUUGGAAAUUAGGACUUUUCUUCCCCAAAACUAGGGUUUAUUUGAUUUUCCGUUAUCUUUUGUGCUGUUUUCCCUUUCGCAUUUACCCCUCAUAUGGUUGUGGUAUCUGCAGGUUCUUCAAGAAUAUUUAAUAUUUUCAUCAAAAAUGCAUAAUUUUGGAGCCUUUUAUUAUAAGAAAUGCAGGGGUUUCCGUACGGUUUUAAGGCUUAGGUGCUGCAAUCUAGGCACCACCUAAACCAAAUGAAUGUAAAACCAAUGUGGAUGUAGUUGUAGUAAUCCAUUUGAUAGAGAAUUAGAUAAUCGCUGCUGAAAAACAUGACAUUUUGCCGGUAGAACUACUGUGUGCACGUCAAAUCAAACUGAUCUGGUUAAAUAUUUUGUUUGUGCAUCUAUGUAUAUAAGUAAAGAUUGCGCAGCAUUUAUUUCUCCAGUCAUAUGUUCACUUCUGUCUUCUAAGAGAGCGUGGUAUGAUGGAUUGAGAAAAUCAUAUGGAUUGAUAUCUGUAUAAACUAACAGUACACUAACUUUUAAAUCAUAAUUACAAUCCUUGGUUUUAUUUUCAAACUUGCUUUCACAUCCUUCAGAUGAGAUUUCUCUUGUGAGGUCUCAGGGCACUUUGUUUCUGAGACCGUGAAAGGCCUCAAAGUCAAAGAAUCAGAUUACGUAUUUGAGAUGGGUGACUUUUGAGAAAUGGGUCCGAAUUGAUCUGCUAGCCUCCUAAAGGGGCGGGACAGUGGAUGUGGAGAAACCAUGUGACACUGAAACAGGAAUUGACUUUGUGUUUGUUUGGAAUCUCUUGAAGGAGUUUUGUCCAUGUUAACGCAGCUGUUGUGACAACCCAGGUGAUAGUCACAUCCCUCCGCCUGUUCUGAGACGUCUUAUACAUACAGUCCACAUCCUCUCAGACUCCAACGCAGACCGUCAUCCCAGUCUGUUCAGAUCAUUACAUGUAUCACACGAGUUACUAAAUGCGAUCUAUCGGGGGGGCAGUGAUGGUGCUCGGCAGACAGUUUGACAAUCUCAGCGAAAUGUGUGUUUCCGGUCUGAUGUAUUUUACUCAGAAGAACCGAUCAGUUAAUUUAAGUAUGAGUGGCAGCAGUUUGGAUGUGUAUGGACUGUUGCAUGACCUUUGACACUGAACACAGACUGUAUGUGACAUUCCUCUCAUCAGCAGGCGUCUCGGCCUUAAACCGCGACGACGUGCACUCCUCCUCAUUCAGCUGAAUCCAGAGACCAAUCCUGGUUUUCAGUAAAUACACACAGCCCUGUAUUAUCACAAUGUGAACUCCAUGCUCAUAUCUCUAUUCUCUUCGGCGUGAUUAAACUGUCUGAUACAGUAUUAAGUUUGUUUUAUUUUGGACAUGUGGAAGUUUCAUAAAUAAAACUCAAAAGUCAAGGUA
This is a messenger RNA of Sphaeramia orbicularis (orbiculate cardinalfish), 4013 nucleotides long. It is a transcript of the gene cnih4, whose product is annotated as cornichon family member 4. Lineage: Eukaryota; Metazoa; Chordata; Actinopteri; Kurtiformes; Apogonidae. Gene Ontology annotation, biological process: vesicle-mediated transport. The record is from RefSeq and is a predicted model, not a curated record. Bases 1 to 420 code for a protein of 139 amino acids. The transcript has 5 exons.